This is a messenger RNA of Candida albicans SC5314, 1194 nucleotides long. RefSeq lists its product as uncharacterized. The transcript has a single exon. The coding region runs from base 1 to 1194 and encodes 397 amino acids. Lineage: Eukaryota; Fungi; Ascomycota; Pichiomycetes; Serinales; Debaryomycetaceae. The record is from RefSeq and is a predicted model, not a curated record.
AUGACUUCUCCAGUUUCAUAUGCUAAUGUGGCUGCCAUUGGAACUUCACCAUCUCCUUCUGUUCCAGCAGCUUCUUCUGAAUCAAAACCAACCUCAAAAUCAACAUCUGUAUCUAGUGAACCCGUUGAAAAAGAAGCUUCUAAGGAAUCCACAAAUGAAGAAGAUUCAACUAAAGAAUCAAACAAAGUUUCUUCAACAACAGAAUCUGCACCUUCACCUUCCAAACCUUCAAAGAAAACUUUAGCUCCAGCACCUGUACCUUCAAAAUCUGUUUGGGGUGAUGUAACUGCUGGUGUUAAAGAAUUGUCAGUUGAUGAUAAAAAAUGGCCUGCCCCUGAUAAGGCUCCAUUAUUAGGAGAACAACCUACUAGUAAACCACAAUCACAAAAAUUCAUUAAACCAAUUACUAACAAAUGGGUUCCAAUCAAUGCUAAAGUGAUAUUACCAAGUUCAAGAAAUAGUAGUGGUAGUGGUGGUAACCAUAAUCAAAAACACAACAGAAAUAGAAAAAAGAACACCAACAAUAAUCAACAUCAUCACCAAAAAUCUGGGUCUAAGAAAAGAGAUGAUAAAGGUGAAGAAAGUGCUAAUAAGGAAUCAAUCAAAUCUUCUGACGCAAACACAUCUUCUGCUAAUGGAUCUGUGACGACUGAUAAGAAAGAUAGUAACGCCAAAGACCAAACUCAAGCACCUGCUUCGUCUGCUGAUACUACUUCUACUUCCACUGUUUCUGCUGAACAACAACAACAACAUCAAGAACAACAACAGGAAGAAGAAUCUUCUGAACAAUCAACUCCCCAAGAAUCUCAACCACACGCUCAACAACAAUCACAGCAACCACCACAACAACGUUUUAACUCUAACGGGCAACCAAAGAAACGUUUUAACAACAACCAACAGAAUGGUAAUUAUAACGGACAAUAUCAAAAAAGAUACACUAACAACAACAAUCAACCACAUUCACAAAAUCAACAAGCAUUUAAUCCACAAAAUGUUGGAUUUUUCCAACCUCAACCAUACCCACCCAAUUUCCAAUAUAACGUGAACAAUAACAAUGGUAAUGGGGKAACCGUCCGUAUAGAAACAAUAAUGGUGGACAAUACAGAAAUAACCGAAAUAAUAACAACCACAAUAGUAACGGCAAUUAUCGUAAUGGUGGAUAUCGUCACAACAACAACAGUAAUAACCCAAUGA